AUGGAUAUUACCAGGUCGGAACUUUUUGAGCAAUAUGAGCAAGACUUUGAGCAAAUCUCUCAGAGUAUUUUACAAAAAAUAAAUGUUACUCUUCCAUCACAGUCAGGAGAAAAGCGUAAAGCUACAACCCGUGCAGCUGAACGUGAAAUUGAAGAAGCUGAGGAAAUCGUUGCUCAAAUGGAAAUGGAAGUUAUGAAUUUACCGACCGCAACCCGUGCCCGCCUUCAGGCUAAAGUGAGAGUUUAUAAAAGUAAUGUGGAAAAGUUGAAACGUGAUUUGAGGGCUGCUAGGUCACGAAUUACAGGAACUUCAGAUCGAGAUGAAUUACUUGCUGGAUCUAAUGGUACCGACCUUGAUAGUGAGUCGAUGAACCAACGUUCCAAACUUUUGAGUGGAACUGAAAGACUAGCUGAUAGUAGCAGACGCCUACAAGAUAGUCAUAGAAUUGCUUUGGAAACAG
This is a messenger RNA of Acaulospora colombiana, 460 nucleotides long. NCBI's taxonomy places the organism in Eukaryota, Fungi, Glomeromycota, Glomeromycetes, Diversisporales, Acaulosporaceae. The record is from the annotation of a GenBank genome assembly.